UUUACACAGUAGGACGUGAACACUAGUCAACCGGAGUGUUCACAGAUUUCGAUACUUAAAAAGAAACGAUGGAAGGUAACGUUGAACACUGCGAGUAUAUUCCUUACGUGCGUUUCAGGCGUAUGACGUGGUUACUUUAUGAAAAGAGAAGAAGAGCAGCGUCAGCUGUGCUUCUUCCACGCGGUGCACAUGGCCCUGUGAGAAGACCACGAGGCAGGAGGAGACCUGCCUUGGACCUGCGACCUCCUCGUUCUCUCAGUAGAGAAUGAGGCUCCUCGAUAAGUUACUGAUAUGAAGACUUUGUGUCCAAGGAACUCCGAGAGAACCAGUCUUGGAGGUGGAUGAAUACAGUGAGUCGGUGGUUAUUAUACCGUUAAGAGAAAUGCCACGUGGCUGCAGUUUUCAGAAAAGCAGUCCUUCAUUGGCUGCAUGUUUGAGUGCAUUACGAACGUUAAUGUGGUAGUUAAAUAAGAGGCUACACUACAUUUAUCAGAAUUAAGUGGCAUAUAUUCUAAAAUAACCCUCCAAACAAAUUUAGUUGUAUUACACAUUAGUUUAUAUUACUGAGAUAAAUAUGAAAAGUAACUUAAAUAGUGUGACUCCAAAGUGAGGUCGCCAUUGUACAGAAAUGCUUUAACUGAUCCUCCUGGAUAGAGUCUGCAACCCGAGUUUGUAGGACUACAGGUUAUAAAUACAAUGACCCCAUGCCAUUUCAAAAUUUACUGUUUUAUUUUCUCAACUCUCCAGACAACACGCUUUAAAUGCAGAAUUUAAAAUUCUUCUCAGCCCAUUAGUCUGCCCUAAUAUGUAUGUCACGUGUACAUCUGUAUGCAAUCCAAGUAACUUACAGUAUCUGAUCCUGAAGAUGUUGUUUCAGUGUCCCUACUUUUUUAAACUGCUACAGAUGUAUAUUUAAUUUAAAGUGCUUUCAUGAGAAAGGAACUACAACCCUUGACUGAGUAAUAGAAAUGAACUCUCCUGCUGUUUCAGGCUCACUGACUGAAGCUGGGUGCAUCUGAGGACCACGGUUCUCCUGCAUGCUUGGUGUUACAGUACAGGUCCUGCCUUCAGGGAGAGGUCUGCAGCCAUGGUGUUUAAAGUAUCGGACUAGCUGGAGGCUGCUCUCUAGCUCGUCACCACGCUGACAGAAAGGAGUCACCGUGACAUUCGAACGAACAGCUGCGAGCACCAACUUCUCUCAAAGUUCAGCCCAAUGAUGGUUUCAUUUUUGAGGUAAUGCAGAAGUGUCUGGGCUAUAAUCUGCUGUAAUAUUGACUAAUGCCUUAAUGAUGUGUAGAACUCUUGGUUAGGGCCAUCAAAUGGGGCUUCGAGCUUUUCUCCCAUAGCUUUUGUCUGAGUUUGGUCUAUGAUGAUUCAGUUAUUUGGUUCUACUGAUGUAAACUGAAGUCUACUCGCAGCGCACUGAGACACUCGGACUGCUUGAGCUUCUGUUGAGGAACUUGUGGAAGUCAAACACUAGUCACUGAUAUUUCUAUGUUGUCAGGUACGACGGUGGCAGCCCAAGCUGGAUGACAGUCCUGAACUGCUGCAAGCGUCAAAGACGGGUCCAUACCAUCAUCCAGGAAACGAAGAAUCCACUGUCACUGUUCAUAUAAAUAAACAGGCUCUUUCCUUUAACCCUUGGCAUGUGGAUGUACGUAUUUAAAGACAUUUCAAAUAAAUGGUUGAAAAGAACUUGAGCUUUUUUUUUCUUUUUUCAGUGAAGGCAGGUUUAUUACAAUAAAAAGACAGGAAAUGGACUCUAGUACUACACAAUUAUGGACUUAGUUUUGUAACUAAUGGCACUGACCACUGCUGCAUUAAAACUUCUGACUUUUAAAUGCAAACCUAUUAACAUACUGAAUGAUGGAUUACAUGAGGCAGCUGAAGUACCAAACCUCAUCCAGUUGGUAGCUGGUGACUCGAUCCUCCAGUGUACAUGUACCUCCAACAGACUGUUAGGCAGCAUGACAUAGUGUGCAUUUUUAGAAAUGCUCGCAUGUUUUCUAACUUGACUUUAGUGCCGUGCAGCUACUUGAAGGAGGGCUGUUUGGUUAAGACUAUAAAACCAAACGGCUCUCCACGUGACCAGCUGUAAUGUAAUCACCUGGUUGACUAUUUCAAACGCUGAACAUGUAUUUGAGGCUACACCCGCAAUCAAAAAUACUGGUGUCUUAAAGUAAAUGUCAGCGGGUAAGACUGCGGCCACCUGUGCGCUUGGAAUGUGCUGAAAGCGCGGAACCUAGUAAAGAGCAUACGCAUGAACUAAGUUAGACGAUCAAGUAUCGUUUUAUUUUGAAGGACGACACCUAACCGGUAGUCCGUAUUUGUUCUCAUUAGCUAGGUAGUUAACUGUAAACGUUCCGGUGCACGUUACCUUUUUGUUGCUGGUUAGCAGCACCGUCAAUGGUAGAAAUACAUUACUGAGCUUUAUCUGGAAGCUAAAUCCAAACAAUAAACCCGUCAGUGUGUUUCCAACACGGCCUCCAGAAGUUGAGCAACUUGGGUCUGUGUGCCGACUUAUUUGAUGCUAACAAGAGGACUAGCUUACGGUCUGACGGACAAACUCAAGCUAACGUAGUUGAAGGUGUGAAGACUGAAGCAAUGUGUUCCGAAAGACUGAAAAGUUGAAGAAGUUUGUCAAACAAUGACAUUAAUUGUAGUCGGUUGACGUUUAAAAAGUCAACUCAACCUGUUCACUAGGAGCUAGCCGGUGCUAACCUGCUCAUUGUGCAUAUUCUACGGUGACUUUGAGUUAUUUGAAAGCAACCUUGGCCAAUGGUUGCCAGGUUAAACCAAAGACAUGUAGACGAGAAGCCUGACUUACAAAUGCUGUCAUUUCAUUAAGAGCAUUGUAAGCGGGAGGUGUCACUUUGUCUGUUGAGCUGCUCAAACACACCCACAGGUGUGUCUAUGGCUUGAGGACGUAUGUGUCUCGGCCUGAAUCCUUGUGAACAAGUAUUACAACUUUACAACUGAACCGACAGUACAUGCAUGCUUUUCCAGUAAGCUCACAGAGCUGCCGGGACAACGUCAGCGAGAGGAGCUGAAAACUGCGUGUCUUCACUUUCAAUUCAACUCCAACACGCUCAGAGAAAGCAUGACGGCUGUGGUAGGCCGAGCAUGGGGGUGGGUGCGCUCAUGGGGCAGCAGUGCAGUGUCAGAGAAUACCACACCGGGGAUAACCAAGGGCCAUAAUCACGGCACGGGGGGGUGGACCUCUUGGAUCUGGGGAGGGUGGCGGUGUCAAAAUGACCAAAGUAGUCCAGCAGAGGAGUACUGGGAGGCGCAGGAGAAGCUUCCGCCCAUGGCAAUAGAAGUCCUCAGCGCUGGGAAACAGGAGAUGAGUGCAAAUUCAGAGCAUGUUUCUAGAUGGUGGAAUAAAUAUCUCCCAACGUCUUACCUUUCGUGGCCAAGCAAAACAGAACCAAGUGGAUUAAGACGAAGGAAACGUGAUGGUCGGAGUGGAGAUGUGUAUGACUGUGAUAUUGAUGGGGACUUUUCUGACUACGAAACGCCUCCUCUGUCUCCUACGCCUCCUUCCUCUGAGCUGACAUCUCCUUUCCGAAUCUUUGCGCACAGCUUGAAGGUGGAAAUCCUUCCAGAGCACUACGAGAUCUCUUUCAACUUCCUCCGCCACUUGUUUGAUCUGUUUGUUGUUGGCUUUCUGUGGACCGUGUCCCCCCCUGCCAAGCUGAUCCUGGAGGUGUUGGGGGUCCAGGGAGCUCUGAGGCUGUGGUUCCACGGUAUGGCCAUGUUUUUUGUCUCCACAGUUGGAAUGGCAGGACUACUCUGGUUGAUCCAGGAGUAUCUCCCUCAGUUUGCUUUGAUCUAUGGCAUCAUCCAGGCAUUGGUGAUCUCUGUCAGUGUUCGUCAGAGUGUGAUCCUCGGCGUAGAGGAAGAAAAAGAAGACUAUGAUGAGGAGGCCACAGUGAACGAAGACAUGAAAGACAGUGGGGAACUUAAAGAAAAGCUUGUGUCUGCUAAGGACAUGGUGAAGACAAGUUAAACCUAAGACGCAGAGAAGUCGCAGAGUGUUGAGGAGUCGACAUCAGUCCAGCGGUACCAGGCCUCCUCCAGCGGGACGCUGUUCUGCACCUCUGGGCUCUGCAGUGUCACUAAACAAUUGUAUUGCACCUUCAUCACAAACUCAUCGAAGUUUUACUCAUGUCACUUUAUGCUCAACACUAUAACACUAUUGAUGUGUCCUCAGUCUGAAUGUUGUUCACAUGGAUCGCAGUACAAAGUUCAGUAUCAGAAAGUAAACCACUCCUCAGUAAUAAAAGGAGCCAUGAACGUUCAAAGAAGAGAAAGAAUCACUCUGUUGCUUUUUAUUGUUGCGUUGUAAUUCUUGUCCUGAGGGACUACUUCUGUCACGAUUCACCAUCAGACCAGUUUGGGACCAGGUGACUGCCUGUGGUGCAUUCUGGGUGUGAAGAAAUGAACAAAUUUGAACCCAAAAGAACCAAAUUCACAGCUUGCAUUAUCUGAAUUUGUAGGCAUCACCACGAGGAGAAAAGAAAGAAGGAAAGAGGCAAACUUAUAACGACCUGGUCAGAGGAAACCGUGUAGGGACUGGACGAAGCUGUGAUUCAGGACAGAAGAGUCUCACAGUGCCCCUGAUGGUCGGGUCAAAAGGCUUACAAUCCUCACUGACUGCAGCGACAAGGAACCUGUUCAGGCUCUGUGUAGAGGAGUUUCAUAAUGAAGUCCGUAUCAAGUGAACAGUUCUAUCACGUGGAGGGCAGUUUCACCAUAGACUAGUGUCUGUGUUCUGAGGCUUGGAUUUGGGUUUUGUCGUUGGCCACCAUCUUAAGGCAAAGUCCCAUUAAAUGUCUCCCCAGCUCUCCUUUAGUUCAACUGUAAAACAUGACACUCCCGGACCACAACGUGCAGCACCGCUUUGUUUCCCGUCUGAUCGUGCUGAGUCAUGUUUGUGUUACUCACGGCUCUGUGACAUCACUGAUGAACAGAAGGCUGAUGUCCACAUGGGGUCAGUGUCACUGAGAUACACUCGCACUACACGUACCUACUGAAGCCAUAAGACGUCCAACGUUAGUCACUUACAAAUACAAUGUGUGUGAGACCGAGGACUAAAUGAAUGAAAUGCUUUGGUUGCUUUGAUGUACAGUAUUUUUUGGAACAAGCAUCUAAUUGCAGUCGGCUGUGAUAGUUAAAUACUAUAAAUAUAUAUAACGGUGUUCCCGAGGCAUACAGUACUUUAUAUAUAACAUGAACUCAUUAAGAACAUGACACAGUCAGUAAGUAUCCGUUUGGAGGUUUUCAGUAACACAUAAUACCAGCAGCACAUUCUCAUGUGUCGUUUUUUACUUCAUGUCUAUUUCCUCUGCUAUGAUAUUGCUUGUUUCAAACUGACCUUUUCUCCACACGUAUGCAUUUUUAUGGGCUUUAUCUUCCAUACCAUGCUUUAGAUUUAAAGGUACAGAGAUAAUAUUCUGGUUUUAGUGCACAAUAGCAUGCUUUAUAUUCAACACUAAUGUAUUUAACCACAUCAGACAUUCUAUUUAUAGCAUACGCCUCUAAUCCAUUUAUUCAUAAAAACAUGGCUAAGUUUGCUCACCUGUAAGAUGUGGAACAAUAUUGUAAUUAAAUGAUCUUAUUGAGA
This is a messenger RNA of Anarrhichthys ocellatus (wolf-eel), 5626 nucleotides long. It is a transcript of the gene cunh6orf47, whose product is annotated as chromosome unknown C6orf47 homolog. The record is from RefSeq and is a predicted model, not a curated record. Lineage: Eukaryota; Metazoa; Chordata; Actinopteri; Perciformes; Anarhichadidae. Bases 3101 to 4009 code for a protein of 302 amino acids. The transcript is spliced from 5 exons.